GUCCUACAGCUUUUAGGAGAAUGCAGUUUGAUUGACGUCCUUCUCUAUAUGACUGUGUUCUGGAAGAGAGAGAGAAGGAAAGAAAACAGGGAGGAGAUGGAGAAUGAGGGAGGGAAAUGUCCUUCGACAAUUAUCCUUAACUGAUUUUUUUUAGGAAAACACACACAGUCAGAAUCUACCAUAAGCCUUUCAGGACAACACAGGCAGCUAUUUUUCCUGCCCUCACUGUUUUUGUCUUUCUUUCUUUCUUUUUUAACUGUAACAAGUUUUGUUAUCACAGAACAUCAGACAAAAGAAGGAACAAUACAGCAGUCUAUAAAGGAAGUAUGUCACUCUCUGCUUCUCUGCGCUUUGUCUAUGUGCUCCUAGUUGCUCUCUGGGGCAGCAGUUGCUUCAUUGAAGCCGUCCCGUUCAACGCGUCCAUGGAGGGCAGCGGGAACGAACCCGAACUCAUCUUUCCCAUCGCUCGGACCACCCAUGUUCCCCCUUCCCCCUCCACUUCUCCAAACAUCACCACCACCUUCAUCCGCAUCAAAGACUUUAUCUUCAACCAGGUGGUGGACUUCCUGAAGGAGAACUUGCUGCUUAUUAUAGUUGUGACUUCUCUCUUAGUAGUCAUCAUCUUCAUCGUCUGCUGUGCCUCUGCGAUGAGCCACAAACGCAAACUUGAGGCCUACUACCCACCGAAGACCUAUGCCCCCAGGAAAUAUAUGAGCCAACCCAACAGAGCUAUGGAGAAGCCACAACAGACCAAACCUCAAAACCAGAUCCAGGAUGUCAAGAUGACAGCUUCAAAUACCCACAGAGAACCUUCUAAAGCACUAGUAGGGGAGAAGGAAGGGAAAGACCCCCGACCCAGGCUGAAGGAGGUCCAGAAGAUGGAGGACGUUGAAGAGGUGGAGAUACAGAAAGAUGACACCAAGAAGAGAGAGGAACCACAGCCAAGCACCUCAAAUGCCACCUCAAGUCAGCCGCAGGUCUGUACCUGCCAUCUCAGAAAGGCCAAUCCCUCUACAGCGUGAGGGAGCUUUUUCAUUAAUGGCUAGGAAUAACAUUGAUUCCAUAACUGUCUGUCUGAAAACUUUUUCCACUGUUAGAUAUUAAUUUUUUGGUAAGCCUCCGUGUGCUUUCCUUGCUUUGAAACCUUUGUAUGUUCCAUCUGUAUGAGUUCUGACAGACAGAGAGAGAGAGAGAGAAAGAGAGGGAGAGAAAAUGAUGUGUGUGUUUGUUUGGUAACAUUAUACAAUAAGGUUGUAUUUGUUAACAUUAUUUAAAGGAAUAUUCCAGGUUCAGUACACAUUAACCUCAAUCGACAGCAAAAAAUAAUUUUGAAAAAAACAAAAAUUGAGGUUACAAUGAAGCACUUACAAUGGAAGUGAAUGGGGCCCAUUUUUGGAGGGUUUAAAGGCAGAAAUGUGAAGCUUAUAAUUUUGUAAAAGCAUUUACAUUAAUUCUUCUGUUUAAACUUGUGUAUUAUUUGAGCCGCAAAGUUGUUUAAAUCCUCAUUUUUACAGUCAGUUUAGGGUUUUAGGAUUUGAUGACUACAUCGUCAUGGCAGCAAAGUUGUAAAAUUGGCUAUAACUUUACUGAGAAAAGGUUGGUAAGCAAUUUUAUCACACUAAAAUUAUGUUAACACGUAUAUUGUUUACGUCUUGUGGCUAUACUUUUGAAACGGUGACUAUUUGAAUGUUUACGGAUUGGCCCCAUUGUAAGUGCCUCACUGUAUCAAUUUUUUUUGUUUUGUUUUUUAAAGAAAAGGAGGGGCAAGUCAAAAUACAUUUGUGUUGUAAUCAACAUUAUACCACAAAUGCUGUCGAUUGAGCUUAACUUGAUUUGAACCCUGAAUAUUCCUUUAACUGCAUUAGUUAACAUUAACAAUUAACAAUCAUUUUACAGCAUUUAUGGUGAAUGUUGAACAUACUAAUACAUUUUGCAUAUGUUAACAUUAAGAAAUGCAUUACGAACUAACAUGGUUCAUUGUUAGUUCAUAAUAGUUUAUUAAAAUUAGAAACUUAUAGAAACUUAUUGUAAAGUGUUACCAUUUGUUCAGCUCAUUUCUUGUGUCUUUCUAUUUUAUUUUUUUUUUUAUAAGAGGGAAAAAGCUUAUUUCUACAGUCUGACAAUAAUUAUGUCCAGUUGGAAAAUAAAAUUGUGUACAUGAACAGCAUUUGUAUAUUACUUUCUAGUUUUGAGAAACUUGAGAAACAGUGUUUUGACCACUUUCCUUGACUAUAUUCUAAAUGCAAUAUUUAUAUGCAUGGAAAUACAUAAUUUACACCAACUUUUUAAAGUUAUUGUCAGGUGUUGUACAUUAAGACAUUAAGGUUAUUUUAUAUAAACCGAGUCAAGACUUUCUUUAACAUUGAAUUAACUUUUUUUUUUUUAAGUUAAAUGAUUUUGUCAUAAAAUUAACUUUCCAGUAUCUCCUUUUCUGUUCCGAAUCAAUAAAAACUUGUUUCAAAAAUACAGAUAUAAUGUGAGGUAAAGACUAAAGAUUGUGUUUUGUUAGUAAGUCAACAGUUUACAUAAAAUAAAAUAAAGGCCUGGUAAAUUCAACAUUUAAGCAGGACAAUGUUAAAAUAUUAUUAUUGUUAUUGUUAGUUAUUAUUAUUAGUAGUAGUAGUAUCUAGACUACUGUAUCAAUUAUAUUAAAUUAUUAGAUGUAUAAAACAAACUGCUUUCUUGGGUCCUGUCUGUUUGUCUGAUGUCCAUUUGUCAAAAGAAUAUCAAGAGCUUAACAGAAAAUUGCUUUAUC
This is a messenger RNA of Myxocyprinus asiaticus (Chinese sucker), 2755 nucleotides long. Its product is annotated as transmembrane protein 119-like. NCBI's taxonomy places the organism in Eukaryota, Metazoa, Chordata, Actinopteri, Cypriniformes, Catostomidae. The transcript is spliced from 2 exons. The record is from RefSeq and is a predicted model, not a curated record. Gene Ontology annotation, cellular component: plasma membrane. Gene Ontology annotation, biological process: positive regulation of osteoblast proliferation; positive regulation of bone mineralization; ossification. The coding region runs from base 327 to 1022 and encodes 231 amino acids.